UUGUGUUCCCUUCACCCUACCUAUACCCUCUCCGGAGUUCUUUAUGUCCCUUUCACCCUACCUAUAUUCCACCCAGCUUACACAUGUUCCUUUCAACCUACUAAUUUUCAACUAGAUACUUUUCACUUACCUAUGUUAAUUCCAUUCCAAAAAUUAUACCUCAAAAUUAAAUCAGAGAAACAUUUAAAGGCAAUUUCAAUACUUUGUGGAAUUACUAGUGAAACAGAAAAAAGUUCCUCAUUUAAAUUUACCUCUGAUCAAAUUGGCAUUCUUCGGAAAAUGUUACAAAAAAGUUCAGAUAUAAAUUUAGCAUUAGGUUUUAUUCAAAGAGAUGAAAUUAUUGGUGGGUAUGCUGAUGAUAUUUCUGAAACAAUUGAACAAUCUAUUGCAAAAGCAGAAUUUCAGUGUGGGACAGAUAAUGUUCGAAUUUUUUGUGAAUUUCUUUGUUGUGCUCCCUGUGGGUUAACUUCUUUGGAAUUAUUAGAUGCUUUUAGAAUGAGAAAUUAUGCUACUGGUUUUAUGUUUGAGCCUCAAGAUGUAUUAAGUGCCACUCCUUUACUUGUACUUAGACAACUUGGAUCUCUUCUAGAUUUUAUUAUAAUGGAUAGAAGAAGAGUUUAUUUUUUCCGCUCAACACAAUUUGCUCAAACAGUCCAGCAAAGAUAUUUACAAACAGCUGGGGAUAUUAAAUUAGCUAAUGAAACACUUGCAAAUAUUUUUUUAAAUCCAAAUGAGAAUUUAGAAAAUGGUAACGAACAAGAGGCUUCUGCAAUGGCUAUGGUCUUUCCUAGACCUUUAUCUAAAGAUGGGGGAAUGGGUAUUGAUAUAAGGAGAGCGAGAUUUCAUUGGUAUUACUUGCUAAGGGCAGGUGGAGUUGAAGCAUUAAAACGAGAAACUCUCUGUUCAUUUCCUUAUUUGGAAGCAACGUUUAGAGCUUUGGGGCUGGCUAGAUUUCUUUCUAUUUUUGAAGAGUGUUUACUUCAAAUAUUGGAUAAUGAUUUACUUUGUAAGUAG
Messenger RNA from Meloidogyne enterolobii, 1014 nucleotides. The record is from the annotation of a GenBank genome assembly. NCBI's taxonomy places the organism in Eukaryota, Metazoa, Nematoda, Chromadorea, Rhabditida, Meloidogynidae.